Dama dama (fallow deer) is the source of this 2692-nucleotide messenger RNA. RefSeq names its product mucin 1, cell surface associated (gene MUC1). The transcript is spliced from 7 exons. Gene Ontology annotation, cellular component: apical plasma membrane. Lineage: Eukaryota; Metazoa; Chordata; Mammalia; Artiodactyla; Cervidae. Bases 96 to 2411 code for a protein of 771 amino acids. The record is from RefSeq and is a predicted model, not a curated record.
CCGGUAUAAAGCAGCCGGUGCCUGUGUCCGCUCCACCUCGUGGGCAGCUCCGGCCUGAGUUUGUUCUGUCCCCUCCCCACCACUUCGGCACCACCAUGACACCGGACAUCCAGGCCCCUUUCCUCUUUCUGCUGCUGUUGCUCCCAGUGCUUACAGCUGCCAAUGGCACUACCGUAACAACCUCUGACCCCAGCAGAUCUAUACAGGCUUCCAGUACACAAGGCAGCCCAACGUCCAGCCCCACUAAAGAAACUUCUUGGAGCACAGCCACCACCUCACUCACAGCCAGCAGCCCCAACCCCAGCCCGACUGCCUCUCCAGGCCACGAUGAUGCCUCAUCUCUGACCAGCAGCCCUGCCCCAAGCCCGGCUGCCUCUCCAGGCCAUGACAGUGCCUUGACUUCAGCCAGCAGCCCUGCCCCAAGCCUGGCCGCCGCUCCCAGCCACGACAGCACCUCGACUCCAACCGGCAGCCCUGCCCCAAGCCCGGCCGCCUCUCCAGGCCACGACGGCGCCUCGACUUCAGCCGGCAGCCCUGCCCCAAGCCCGGCCGCCUCUUCAGGCCACGACGGCGCCUCGACUCCGACCGGCAGCCCUGCCCCAAGCCCGGCUGCCUCUCCCGGCCACGACGGCGCCUCGACUCCGACUGGCAGCCCUGCCCCAAGCCCGGCAGCCUCUCCAGGCCACGACAGUGCUGACGGCGCCUCGACUCCGACCGGCAGCCCUGCCCCAAGCCCGGCCGCCUCUCCCGGCCACGACGGCGCCUCGACUCCGACCGGCAGCCCUGCCCCAAGCCCGGCCGCCUCUCCCGGCCACGACGGCGCCUCGACUCCGACCGGCAGCCCUGCCCCAAGCCCGGCCGCCUCUCCCGGCCACGACGGCGCCUCGACUCCGACCGGCAGCCCUGCCCCAAGCCCGGCCGCCUCUCCCGGCCACGACGGCGCCUCGACUCCGACCGGCAGCCCUGCCCCAAGCCCGGCCGCCUCUCCAGGCCACGACAGUGCCUUGACUUCAGCCAGCAGCCCUGCCCCAAGCCCGGCCACCUCUCCAGGCCACGACGGCGCCUCGACUCCGACCGGCAGCCCUGCCCCAAGCCCGGCCACCUCUCCAGGCCACGACAGUGCCUUGACUUCAGCCAGCAGCACUGCCCCAAGCCCGGCCACCUCUCCAGGCCACGACGGCGCCUUGACUCCGACCGGCAGCCCUGCCCCAAGCCCGGCCACCUCUCCAGGCCACGACAGUGCCUUGACUUCAGCCAGCAGCACUGCCCCAAGCCCGGCCACCUCUCCAGGCCACGACGGCGCCUCGACUCUGACCGGCAGCCCUGCCCCAAGCCCGGCCGCCUCUCCAGGCCACGACAGUGCCUUGACUUCAGCCAGCAGCACUGCCCCAAGCCCGGCCACCUCUCCAGGCCACGACGGCGCCUCGACUCCGACCGGCAGCCCUGCCCCAACCCCAACUGCCUCUUCAGGCCGUGACAGUGUCCCAUCCCUGACCAGCAGCCCUGCCCCAGGCCCUACGGCCUCUCCAGGUCACCACGGCGCCUCGUCCCCAACCAGCAGCGACACCUCAUCCGUGACCACCAGCUCUGCCUCGAGCUCCAUGGUCACUUCAGCACACAAGGGCACCUCAUCCGGGGCUACCAUGACCCCAGUCAGCAAGGCCACUCCAUCCUCAGUUCCCAGCUCUGAAACUGCUCCCUCUGCUGCCAGCCACAUUACCAGGACAGCUGCCAGCAGCACUAGCCCCCAACAGUUACCUGUUAGGGUCUUCCUGUUCUCCCUGUCUUUUCGCAUUACAAACCUCCAGUUUAACUCUUCCCUGGAAGAUCCCCAAACCGGCUACUACCAGGAGCUGCAGAGACGCAUUUUGGACUUGUUUUCGCAGAUUUAUAAACAGAGGGAGAGGGAUUUUCUGGGCCUCUCAGAGAUCAAGUUCAGGCCAGGAUCUGUGGUGGCAGAAUUAACUCUGGCCUUCGGAGAGAAUACCACUGCCGAAUGGGUGAAGACACAGCUCAGUCAGCUUGAAGCACAGGCAGUCAAAUAUAACCUGACCAUCACUGAAGUUAGUGUGCGUGAUGCCCUGUCUCCUUCCUCUGCCCAGUCUGGGUCUGGGGUGCCCGCUUGGGGCAUCGCCCUGCUGGUGCUGGUCUGUGUUCUGGUGGCGCUGGCCAUCAUCUAUCUCAUUGCCCUGGUUGUGUGUCAGUGUGGACAAAAGAAAUGUGAGCAGCUGGACAUCUUUCCAACCCUGGAUGCCUACCAUCCUAUGAGCGAGUACUCCACCUACCACACCCAUGGGCGCUAUGUGCCCCCUGGCAGUACCAAACGGAGCCCCUAUGAGGAGGUUUCUGCAGGCAACGGUGGCAGCAACCUCUCUUAUACAAACCUGGCAGCCACUUCUGCCAACUUGUAGGGACAUGUUGUCUGCUGAGAGUCCAGCCAGUACUGGCCGCCUCCCUGGAAUUCUUCACUUCUGAGGACCCCCGCCCCCAACUCUGUUCUGGGCUAGUGAGCUGGGCAUUCAGAUGGGCUGCUCACAGCCUCCCUCACAGGACCCACCAAGUCUCCUAACCCAUCUUAGCCCUGGUGAAGCCUGCCUGAGCCCCUGGGGACAUGCCAGAGACAGCGGCUCCCAGGAGGAUUGCCUGGAAUGCUUGGAGAUGGGAGUGGGAACGUGAACAUGGCUGAAUAAAA